Oldenlandia corymbosa var. corymbosa is the source of this 2300-nucleotide messenger RNA. The record is from the annotation of a GenBank genome assembly. Lineage: Eukaryota; Viridiplantae; Streptophyta; Magnoliopsida; Gentianales; Rubiaceae.
AACAAGCAGAAAAGAGAUAAAUAUAUUUUCCCUUGUAUGGCAUAUGCGUGGUAUUUUACACUGAUUCAGCUGAGAGGUUGCAUAUAUUUUCCCUAAUUAAAUUCCCAAUAUAUGCUUGCCAUUAAAAUUUAGUACUUCCCUUAAAUCUUUUUGUUGCAAAGUUUAAAUUCUUAUCCACAAUGACAGAAUUUCAACUGAAUUUCCAUCCAUUAUCCACAAAACACAAUCCUAACCAAAAACACAAUUCUCAUGCCGAGGAAUCUGAUACCCAGAAUCUGAUAAAAUUUCAUGAUUUCAUCCUCUCUGUCUUCAUCCACCGUCAUCAGUCUCUGACUGACUCUUUUCCCUUGAGUUUAUCUUCUUGAGCUACCAAUAAUUAAAAUCCAAAACCGACAUCACAAAAAAAAAAAAAAAGGCCAAAGAAGCAGUAAAAACUAAUGGAAGAAAUCAAGGGAUGUUUCCUGUUGCAAUUCCUACAAGGAAGAUGGUUCAUGAUGUUUGCUUCACUCCUGAUCAUGACAAGUGCCGGUGCAACUUAUUUAUUCGGCGCAUAUUCUAAGGUAAUAAAAUCUACUCUUGGCUACGAUCAAUCCACAUUAAAUCUCAUCGGUUCAUUCAAAGAUCUAGGCGCAAGUAUAGGAGUGUUAUCUGGAUUAUUAGCCGAAGUAGCACCAUUUUGGUUUGUGCUUUUGGUCGGUUCCGGGAUGAAUUUUGCCGGGUAUUUUCUGGUCUGGUUGGCCGUAACCAAAAGAAUCCGAACUCCAAAAGUUUGGCAGAUGUGUUUGUACAUUUGCAUCGGUGCAAAUUCCCAGAAUUUUGCAAACACAGCAGCCCUUGUUCCAACUGUUAGGAAUUUCCCUGAAAGGCGCGGAAUGUUGAUUGGAUUGCUGAAGGGAUACACAGGAUUAAGCGGUGCUAUUUUUACACAGCUUUAUUUAGCAAUUUAUGGGACCGAUGCCAAAUCCUUGUUGCUUCUAAUUGGUUGGCUUCCUGCACUGAUUUCAUUAGCUUUUAUAUUUGUGAUUAGAGAGAUGAAGAUCUCGAGUCAUCCCCGUGAAUCCAAAGUUCUAACCCAGAACCUAAUCAUUUCAGUUGUUUUGGCUAUCUGUUUGAUGGUACUCACAAUUGCACAAAAGUAUUUCAAGUUUUCUCAUCUUAAAUACGUCGCAAGCGCAACUGGUGUUUGCAUUUUGCUGUUUGUCCCUUGUUUGAUUGCAAUUAGAGAAGAGAGAUCGGAUUGGAGAAAGAAGAAGGAAGAAUUAUCAAAACCAAUUGAAAGGGUAGCAAUUGAGGAGCCACCAAUCCCUGAAAGUACUCAAUCCCCUCAUCCCCCUGUGUUUGUUGAAACAGAGAAGAAGGAAUUCCAGGAAACCACUCAUUGUUUUGCACACAUUUGUAAUAAGCCGAAAAGGGGUGAAGAUUACACCAUUUUACAAGCUCUGUUAAGCACAGAUAUGUUGGUCGUUUGCAUUUUCACGUUUUGUGGGCUUGGUUCCAGCUUAGCAGCCAUUGAUAAUCUAGGCCAAAUUGGGGAAUCAUUAGGAUACCCGACGCAAACGAUCGGCGCAUUUGUUUCAUUGGUUAGCAUUUGGAAUUACUUUGGCAGAGUCUUUUCUGGGUUCGUCUCUGAGAAGCUGCUGAUGAAUUGGAAAGUUCCCAGGACGGCAAUGAUGACGUUUGCGCUGGUGAUGCCCGCCAUUGCUGACCUCAUCAUUGCUCUGCCAUUUCCGGGCUCUGUUUACAUCGCCUCAGUGAUGGUUGGAUUCUCGUACGGCAUCCAAUUAACGAUGCUGUUCGUGCUGACUUCUGAGCUUUUUGGGUUAAAAUAUUACUCGACUCUGUUCAAUUGUGCUCAAGUCCCCAGCCCGAUUGGAUCAUAUGUACUCAAUGUGAACAUUGUUGGAAGGCUUUACGACAGAGAAGCCCUGAAGCAGCUGGCUAAAAAGGGGAUGACAAGAUCAAUGGUGAAAGAAUUGACCUGCAUUGGAUCACAGUGUUACAGAUCGGCGUUCUUGAUUCUUGCCGGAGUUAACAUUUUCGGAGCGGCUGUAUCGAUGAUUUUGGUGAUGAGAACUCGGAAAUAUUAUGCUUCGGACAUAUAUGAGAAAUUCAGAUGUAAGGUUCAGACCGAGGAGGAGGAGAUGAAGUGAUCAACUGAUCAUUAAUUUCUUCACUCAAACAUGGUAGAAUUGAUUCUUUAGGUAAUUGUACUACUUCUUUAUGGUUAUCUAUUAUGAUAUUCUCUCCAUUCCAUUUCAAUAGCCUCACUUCCUUUGUUGGGAUGUUUCAAAACUUAGUCC